Molecule: messenger RNA, 2736 nt
Organism: Oryza sativa Japonica Group (Japanese rice)
Lineage: Eukaryota; Viridiplantae; Streptophyta; Magnoliopsida; Poales; Poaceae
Source: RefSeq, a predicted model, not a curated record
CGGUUCCACCACCUCCACCUCCACCACUCCAUCCAUCACCACGUCUCGCCCCUCGUCCAUUCCUUUUUCCCUCCCUCCCUCGCCUGCCUCCACCUCCACCUCCACGGGCGUCGCAUCACAACGCAGGCGCACCCCCAGCAACCUCCUCCUCCACCACCGCAGAUCGCGCUGCGAAUCCGCCCGCGGGCGGCGGCGGCGGCGAGGACGCGAGCCCCAGAGGAGUACGGAGGAGCCUUCGAUCUAAUAGGUGCGCGCCGCGUAAGCCUUCGCCUGGCCUGGCCAAGCUCUUCCGCGCGAUUCGCGUUUCGCUGGGGAACGCGACGCCGCGGCCCGCCCGCGUGGUGGAUUUUCAUUUAUAUUCGUAGGGGCACGCGGAAAAAAAAAUAAUGUGGAGGUUCAAUCCCUUCGGGGGGAAAGUACAAAAUGGAUUGGAAGGUCGCACCAUUGAUGUUGGCAACAUUAAGAUUACAGUACGCAAUGCUAUUGCACAAGGAGGUUUCUCUUGUGUAUAUCUGGCAUCCGACGCAAUGCAUCCAUCAAAGCAGUACGCAAUGAAGCACAUCAUCUGCAACGACUCAGAAUUGCUUGAUCUUGUAAUGGAGGAGAUCCAGGUGAUGAACCUCCUCAAAGGGCAUCCUAAUGUGGUUACACUAGUUGCCCAUGAUGUUUUUGAUAUGGGCCGCACAAAGGAGGCACUACUUGUUAUGGAGUUCUGUGAGAAGUCCUUGGUUAGCGCAAUGGAGAGCAGAGGUACUGGUUAUUAUGAGGAGAAGAAGGCACUUUUGAUUCUCAGAGAUGUAUGCAAUGCAGUUUUUGCUAUGCAUGGUCAGUCACCACCAAUUGCACAUAGGGAUCUGAAAGCUGAAAAUGUUCUUCUUGGAUUAGACGGUGCAUGGAAAUUGUGCGAUUUUGGAAGCACAUCAACAAACCAUAAAUGCUUUGAUAGGCCAGAAGAGAUGGGGAUUGAGGAAGAUAUCAUCCGGAAGCAUACAACCCCAGCAUAUAGGGCCCCUGAGAUGUGGGAUCUUUACAGAAGAGAAGUUAUUAGUGAGAAAGUCGAUAUCUGGGCCUUGGGGUGCCUUCUAUAUAGAAUAUGCUACUUCAAGUCUGCAUUUGAUGGAGAGUCCAAGUUGCAGAUACUUAAUGGCAAUUAUCGUAUUCCAGAGCAACCCAAGUAUAGUGCCGCUGUCACAAAGUUGAUCAAAGAUAUGCUGGAAGCCUCUCCAAAUGACAGACCUGAUGUCACGCAGGUCUGGUUUCGUGUAAAUGAACUACUACCUCUCGAGUUACAGAAAAAUCUACCCGAUGGAGCUUCGUCAGGCAUUUCCAUGAGUUUGCAAGAUGAAGGUGCUUAUAAAAGAACACAUGUGAUGCCUAGAAGGAACCCGCCUCCUCCUCCAAUAGAACAAUCCAAUAGUUCGUUAUCUCAUGGAAGCUCAAAGGCAGGAGAUGCACCUCUAGGUGCAUUUUGGGCAACACAGCAUGCACAGGGUUCUCAAGUUGCAGAUAAUAGGAACUCUUUGUUUGAUGAGGAACCAAUAAAACCAUCACCUUCAUCAAAGCAUAACCAAAGCAGAGGGGAUAUCAGCAUCAGUGCCCCUGGAGAUAGACAUGGUCGUUCUGGCCAGGCUGUCCGGGGUACACCAAGUAACUCUGUAUCAAACAAUGGGCUUGCAAGUGGUGCUAACACAAAUCUGUUCAUGGAGUCACAAAGUUCUUUGAAAACUAAAGAAUCACAACCAAAAUCAGAGAAGGAUCCCUUCAACAGCUUUGUCGCUGAUUUUGAAGCAAACAAUCUCCAUUCUGGGACCAAUGUUGCUAGUAAGGAAUCUGAGCUUGAAGCAGAAGUGUCCAAUCUGAAGGAGCAGUUGAAGAAAACAUCAUCAGAGAAGGCCGAGAUGACAGCCAAGUUUGAAAAGUUGUCUGCAAUAUGCCGCUCCCAGCGCCAGGAGAUUCAAGAGCUCAAGCGCACUCUUGCCGAGACUACACCUCCAUCAAGCAAAGUCAGCUCAAGAUUACCAGACUCCGGGCCACAGCGUAAGGAGAAGAUUGAAGGAACGGUGUGGGAGCUUGAGCAAGGAAUGCUCGCAAACUCAUUACCUAGCUCUGAAGCCAAAACAUGGCAGGCAUUCCCUGACCCCAAAUCUCAACCUGCUCAGGUCAGACCAAAGGUUGAUCAUUCUACCAAUGGAGCGCAAAACCUGGCAAGGAACGCAAACUCAAGACAAUCACCAGAUGGUUGGGGUUUCGGGCCAGAUAGUUUCAGGACAUCACCAGGGAGUACUGCCGCUCAGAUCAACAGGCCCACUGCUCAGGGGAGUUCCUCCCAGAGAUUCAGCUCAGGAGCAGCGAAGAAAGUGGAGCAACCAUCAGGGUGGGCCGGAUUCUAACUUCUCGUGGCCAUUCGGCAAUUGUCCAUUCUCAUUCCGAACUACUAGCUGCCCUAUGCUGCAAUUGCGAGUUGAAGAUUGAUGAGUGUGGCUAUGGUUCUUGCCCUGGCGUAGGGUGCCAUGAUUGGUUAUUUUCAACAUUGUUCAUAGUUGGUCAAGCCGACCUAGACAUUGGUGUUCUGCGGCCGUUUUGCCAAUACCUUGUCAAUAAACACAUCUUCAAAUCUAAUUACAACGUCUGUAUGUACUUUACGUGUGAAGCAUGAACACGUGAUGGCAAUGAGCCCUGGCACAACGCACAACAGCCAUGCCAUUUACAUGCUACCUCGGUACUCCAUAUUCAAUC